This is a messenger RNA of Naumovozyma dairenensis CBS 421, 2223 nucleotides long. It is a transcript of the gene PRD1, whose product is annotated as metalloendopeptidase. The transcript has a single exon. Bases 1 to 2223 code for a protein of 740 amino acids. The record is from RefSeq and is a predicted model, not a curated record. Gene Ontology annotation, cellular component: mitochondrial intermembrane space. Gene Ontology annotation, molecular function: metalloendopeptidase activity. Gene Ontology annotation, biological process: proteolysis; peptide metabolic process. Lineage: Eukaryota; Fungi; Ascomycota; Saccharomycetes; Saccharomycetales; Saccharomycetaceae.
AUGAUUUGGUCCACCGGAUUAACUAAAUCUCUCUUUAACCAAAUUUCAAGUAGGAAAAAGUUAAUCGUAUCAUCAAUUGUGGUCCCUGUCGUAUCUGUGUCACUAAUCAAUAUCAUACAAUCAAAGAGAACUUACUCUCCUAACAACAUUAUCAUGACUAACAAUACCGUUAACAAUAAGCAUGGAUUUAUUGCACCAGCUAAUACUGUUCCAGAUUGGACAUGGACGCCAAAGCAAAUCCUCGAUGAAACUAAAUCUUAUAUUGAGAAAACAAAUAAAUAUUAUAAUUCCAUUUCUGAAAUCGAAUCUCCAUCAAUUGAAAACCUUAUUAUCCCAUAUAUGAAUUAUGAAAAUAAAAUGGGAUUAUUAAUUAAUCAAUUGACUUUCUUACAACAUGUAUCUGCUGAUAAAAAAAUUAGAGACGCAUCAUUGGAAGCAACUAGAUUAUUGGAAGAUCAUGAUAUUCUAACUUCAUUGAGAUGGGAAAUAUGGGAACAAUUUGAAAAAGUGUGGGAAACUGUUCAAAAUGAUGAUGAUUUUUUGAAAAACCAUCAAUUUGAAACUUAUAAAUUUAUUGAAAAAAUUCACAAAGAUUCCUUACGUAAUGGGUUGAAAUCUGAAAGAAAUUACCAGCUUAAAUAUAUUAAGGGAAAAAUCAGUGCAGAUGCAUUAACUUUCUCAAGUAAUUUAGGUGAACAAAAUGAAUAUGUUAGUUUUACUAAGGAAGAAUUAGAUGGUGUUUCAGAAACAGUAAUGGAUCAAUUUGAAAAAUUUAUUGAUCCAAAAACUAAUGAGAAAAAGUAUAAAGUCACUUUCAAGUAUCCUGAUAUUUUCCCAGUUUUAAAAACUGCCAAAAACCCUAAAACAAGAAAAAUCGCUUUCUUAGGUGAUCAAAAUAAAGUACCAGAAAAUGAGAAAUUGCUAUGUAAUGUAUUGAAAUUGAGGAAGGAAUUGGCGAAUACAUUAGGUUAUUCAACUUACGCUAAUUAUAAUCUUGAUAUUAAAAUGGCUAAAAAUCAAGAAACUGUAUUAAAGUUUUUAAAUGAUUUGAAAGAAAAAUUAAAACCAUUAGCUGAAAAGGAAAUUAAAAUUUUAAAAGAUUUGAAAAAAAAGGAAUGUGAAGAAUUAGGUAUCCCAUAUGAUGGUCACUAUUAUAUUUGGGAUCAUAGAUAUUAUGAUAAUAAGUAUUUAAAGGAUAACUUCAAUGUUGACAUUGAAAAAAUCUCAGAAUAUUAUCCAUUGGAAUCCACUAUCGAUGGAAUGUUAAAAAUUUAUGAAACAGUAUUAAAUUUGAAAUUUAUUGAAGAGACAGAUCCAUUGGCUAAAAAUGUAUGGCAUCCAGAUGUUAAACAAUUAUCUGUUUGGAACAUGGAUGAUAGAGCAAACCCAGCAUUUGUUGGAUGGAUAUAUUUCGAUUUAUAUCCAAGAGAUGGUAAAUACGGACAUGCAGCCAAUUUCGGAAUUGCUUCUUCAUAUAUCACCGAGGAAAAUAAAAGAUCAUAUCCUGUCACUGCCUUAGUUUGUAAUUUCUCCAAACCAACAAAGAAUAAACCUGCUUUAUUAAAGCAUUCUGAAAUUACUACUUUUUUCCAUGAAUUAGGCCAUGGUAUUCAUGAUCUGGUUGGUCAAAAUAAAGCUGCUAGAUUUAAUGGACCUGGAUCUGUCCCAUGGGAUUUUGUUGAAGCACCAUCUCAAAUGUUAGAAUUUUGGACUUGGAAUAAAAAUGAAUUAUUAUCCCUAUCUAAACAUUAUAAGACUGGUGAAAAAAUCCCUGAAGAUUUAUUGGAUUCAUUAAUAUCAACUAAACAUGUAAAUGGUGCACUGUUUGCAUUAAGACAAUUACAUUUUGGUUUAUUUGAUAUGACAGUUCAUACGACAAAGGAUAUAGAAAAUUUAGAUUUGUUAAAAUUAUGGAAUGAAUCAAGAGAAGAGAUUUGUCUAGUUGAGAAUGGAGAAAAUUUUACUAAGGGUUAUAAUUCAUUUGGACAUAUUAUUUCAGAUUCAUAUUCAGCAGGUUAUUAUGGUUAUAUGUGGGCUGAAGUUUUCGCAGCUGAUAUGUAUCAUACUAAAUUUGCUCCAAAUCCAUUAGAUGUCAGCGUCGGUAUCAAAUAUAGAGAUUUGAUUUUGGCAAAGGGUGGCUUAUAUGAAAUAAAUGACAAUUUAUUAGAAUUUUUAGGAAGAGAACCAUCAAACAAACCAUUCUUAAAAGAAUUAGGUUUAUAA